UUCCUCGCUAGAAGAAAUCAAGUAGUCCCUGUGAAACAAUACAUAUAUGAACAGCAGUGUAUGCUAUUCAUGUUAUGAUAUGAAUUUUUUAUGUAUUACCAGAUACUGCAGCUGUAUCAUAAUCAUUCAAACUCUCGCGACCAACCGCUUUCAUUACAUAUUAUUUUCUCAUUUUUAUGUUAAGGAACGUGCUAGCGGGAUUUUGUGUUUUCUCGGAAGUGAGAAAGUGAGUCCUAAUUCUUGUAGGCGUUUACACCGGCCCGAAGUGUGAAAUUAUCUGGACCACUAACUUACAUCCAUAGGGCGGAGGAAUCUCUAGCACUGGGGGCUGAGCGCGUGACGCAGCUGGUUGCUAGGUGUGGGUGACCUGAUGCAUUGACUAAAUUAGCCGAUUCUCAGUCAUCAGCUCCAUCACAACAAAGCAAGACCAAAAGCACUUCAGUCCUAGACACUCCGGAGGAGACAUGGCUUUUUAAUUUACUAGAGACUUCGAUCCUAAAGAAACGCCGUGCUUUGCUUUUGCAACGCACCCAAAGCCAAAACAUUUAAGCAAGAAUGGAGUUCCAUAAUGCACACCAAGCCCUAUUUUCUGUGGCUCAACUCUCAAACUUCAUUAUCGUGCACUGUAAGCUCAGACGUUUGAAUCGUAGGACCAACCGAAAGGAUGAUGACAAUGUCAGCACCCAUUUGGAAGACUCUACUCGUCUGCCCGGCAGACCCCCUCACUCUCUCUCACCCACAGGCUAACCACAGCCAAUCGGAGGGGCGCAGAGGGGAGGGGCCAGAGGAGAACCAGCACUUAAUUGGUGAUGGUCUUAGUGACUGGAUGACGGAAGAAGUAGAUUUCUCCUCUUACCUCCCAACCCCUCACUCCUCUCCCUCCCCCAAUGCAUCCCUUCCCCCCUCGCCCCUCCAGCAUGACAUCCAGGUGCCCUCAGAUUUGGAGGUCAUGACCUCUCUGCUGCAGGAGGAGCUUGCUCAGCUGGAGGAUUACUUCCUUUCUGACCCUCUCCCAGAAAAAGCCUCGAAACUGGGCAAAUGCGACAAGAGUCCAUCGGCAGUUGGUCCACCCUCGUACUACCAGUUGCCCUACGCAUCAUAUUCUACUUCCAACCAAUCCGAAUCCAGCCCUCUACUUGUUACCCUCGCAACUGGGGAACUUGACUUGCUGAGCUUUUGUGGGGGUCCCAUUGGCCGUACCAAGAUUCCUAGACAUGCCCCUUACAGUUGCAGCCGCCCCAACAGCAGCAUCUGCAGCCGCAAGAGAGUUUCCGAUGACGUGAGGGUGGGUGACAGCUACGAGAGUAGCAUCUGGAGCUCCAAAGGAAAUUCCUCAGGUAACUCAGCUGUUGCACCUGGUGGGAGCUACAGCUGUGCUGAAGAUGAACGGGUGGUAGGCAAAGGCUACUGCCUAGGCAGUGCAGUGGAGAUCAGGAGGUGUGCCAUUUUACCCAAAGAGGAGAAGAACUGCCGCUACACGGAAGAGGCCGUCGGCACAAACAAGCCCGGCAGCAGCAGUGGGUACAAUUUUAGCGGAUCUGUUCAAGUUCCCCAAAAGAAAGAAGAAAUGAUGAUGUACGGCAUCAGAGAAGUCAAUUUAAGUGGCAUAGCAGGAAGUGCAGAGAUGGAGAUGAUGAGUGAAGCCAAGAAUGGUGCUAAUGAUGUGAAGGCCAGCAUCCCCUGGAAGUCCGAGGCCAACGAAAGCUGUUUCCUCCAAAGUUCAUCCCAAGAAGAGGCCUACCAAAGCUUCCUUGGGGCCAUCAAUGACCCAGUGAAACCAGAGAGCAUUGAGAUCCUCCGGCAACAUAACUUCCACUGUGGCUUUCUCGAAGGCCAAAGCCCCGACUGCCUGAGCGGUGACCGCCACGGACCUGAAAUGGGGUCCCCUUGUGCCAGAGGAGUCUGUGUGCUGAAAGACGACCCAUGCAUUGUGAAAGCAGACCUAGAGGUGCCACUAAUUGAGGUGAACCAUGGUGAACGCAAACAGAAGAAGAGAGACCAGAACAAGACUGCAGCUCACAGGUAUCGCCAAAGGAAGCGAGCAGAGUUGGACACAUUGGAGGAACAGCUACAUGGCCUGGAGGGUAAAAACCGUGAGCUACGGGACAAGGCAGAAUCAGUGGAGCGGGAGAUCCAGUACGUGAAAGACCUCCUGAUUGAGGUGUACAAGGCCCGCAGCCAACGCCUCAAACAGGAAACCAGCGCCUGACCAAAAGCUCGACCACCUGACAAUGGUCCUGCAAGUAGAAUUGUUAGCAGUCUGAAAGGCAAUUGAGAUUUGAGUUGUGUCUUUUUUUAGGAUGUGGUGGAGGUUGUACUAUUGCACGUUACUCAAUCAUUUCAUUUUCGUUACAAACUGACAAAAGUCCAUCAACAGCUGCAGCACAGACAUCCACUUUCUCAGAAAUAACUCCAGAUCAGUCGAUAUGCACUGUGAUUAUGUCUUUGACUGUAAUGACAGCCGUUUUUUUUAUUGUUUUCUCCUACGUUUCUCAAGAGUGGCUUGACGGCUCAUCUUCUGGUUUCCAUAAAUGAGCUUUAACAACAGAGCGUUUACUGUUCAGGAUUGACCACUGAAUAACGCAAGAUCAAAUCAAACACAUCUCCAUUUAUUUAGAAUAGGCUGUAAGGUAAUAUCACAAAUUCCGCAUAUGGCCUGCACUGAUUUUAAUUUAUACAGAGGCUGUUUAUUCUUUUACAUUUAUUUAUUAGCAGUUUUAACAUUUAUGGUAAUAAUACUAAUGAUGUACACAAUCAGUACAACAUUGGUAGUUCCUUUUUUCCUUCCAUAUAUUAAUUAAGGAAUGAGAACUGAUAUUAAAAGCAAUCUGUUUCUUAAAUAUCGAGUUUCAGGGGAAGCACUUCUCAAAAUAAAUUUCCCUCAGGAAUAAUGAACCUGAUGAUGUGUUUUUGAAGCCCCAAUUUUAGGUUAGUCCUGCAGCUCAGGUAUACAAUUUAUGUCCAAAGUCAUGGAGGUAUGUCAGUUUGUAACUCAAUGCUGAAGAUAUGGCACUGCCUAAUAAUGUUAUGUGUGUUGAUUCCCUGUAUUUUUGUCCUUGCAUGCAGACGAUUUCAUGGCUCUUUAUAAAGAAGUUUGUUUUUCUUGCGUCUGAAUGACGUUACAGCAAAAGUCUUUCUUGCAUAAGAAGUCCUAUUUUAUAUUCUCUUAGCUAACACGUUUCAUUAGAGGUGAAUGAGUGGCAUUUGAUUCACAAACUACUGUUUGGCCCAACGUCUCUGCUGUUAUUGCGACUACAAUCAGGGUUUGUGAUUUUAUAAAGCUUGUUUGCUCUAAUGUACAAGAUUGUGUUGGGGACAGAACGAAAAACUUAUGGCUUUUUUAAUAAUCACUGAUAUGAUUGUGGUGGCUUUAGAAUUGCGCACUUCCAAGCUUCUUAGCAAUAUUUCAUCAACAACACAAAUUACUCCAUUUUAUUAUUAUUAUUAUUUGUUUUUAUUAUUAUUUAUUGCAUUUGCAAUCAUGCACAAUCCUUGACAAAUAUUAUGAUUUUCUGUUUUACAAUUUACAAUUUCAGGAGUUAAUUCUGGUUAUUUGUCUAGUGACUUGCUCGAAUAGGAGACGUGCAUUGAUCACAUUUACAACAAUAACAAAGAAAUCAACUGCAAAUCAGGCUUUGAUUAGUUCCUCUUUUUCUUUCUAAUUUUUUUUUAGGGAUUUUUUUUUCCGAAGUGUGGUUGUGUACCUUACUACGUAGCAAUAUUGCAAAUAUAAUUUAAUUCUUCCAGAUAAGCAACCUAGAUACUGAGAGAGCUUAGCAUAUCACUUAAUAUAUGUUUUCCUUGGCGUUAUACAAUCAUGUUUAUGAAAUAUAGCUAAUUAUGCGCUGUGUUGUAUGGUCAUUUUGUGAAGUUGAGAAUUUUAUUUCCCUUUUUUUUAUUACAAUCCAACAUGAAGGCACACGAUUUCCAAGAGUUUACACCAGCUAUAAUACUAAGACUAGUCAUUUUGUACGAGGCAUUUCGAUGUAUCGUCUCCGAUUAAAUUCUUUGUGUUUCCUGUUAUUUGACUGAAUUAAAAUAAAGUGCUUUGUGUCAGCAGCA
This is a messenger RNA of Carassius gibelio (silver crucian carp), 4062 nucleotides long. RefSeq lists its product as uncharacterized. The coding region runs from base 665 to 2209 and encodes 514 amino acids. The record is from RefSeq and is a predicted model, not a curated record. Gene Ontology annotation, biological process: regulation of transcription by RNA polymerase II. Lineage: Eukaryota; Metazoa; Chordata; Actinopteri; Cypriniformes; Cyprinidae. Gene Ontology annotation, molecular function: DNA-binding transcription activator activity, RNA polymerase II-specific; RNA polymerase II transcription regulatory region sequence-specific DNA binding. The transcript is spliced from 4 exons. Gene Ontology annotation, cellular component: nucleus.